This is a messenger RNA of Eruca vesicaria subsp. sativa (arugula), 744 nucleotides long. NCBI's taxonomy places the organism in Eukaryota, Viridiplantae, Streptophyta, Magnoliopsida, Brassicales, Brassicaceae. The record is from the annotation of a GenBank genome assembly.
AUGUUGAUGGAACUCUCUGUGACUCUGAUCCCAUCCACCUUAUCGCCUUCCAACAACUCCUCCAACAGAUUGGUUUUAACAAUGGUGUACCAAUCGACGAGAAGUUCUUUAUUGAGAACAUUGGUGGCAAACACAACUCUGAGAUUGCUCUUGCUCUCUUCCCUGAUGAUGUUGCUAGAGGGUUACAGUUCUGUGAGGAAAAAGAAGCUCUUUACCGCAAGUAAGUCAAGUUUCUCUGUUUUUCUUCUUUAUCAUUUCACGAAACUUGUCUCAUUCUUUUUGAGUUUGUUGAUUAGACUUGUAGCAGAGAAGAUAAAGCCACUUGACGGGCUUAUAAAACUAACCAAAUGGAUAGAGGAACGUGGACUGAAACGAGCUGCUGUCACAAACGCUCCAAAAGAAAACGCAGAGCUCAUGAUAUCUAAACUUGGUCUGACUGAUUUCUUCCAGGCAGUGAUUCUUGGUUCUGAAUGUGAGUACCCCAAACCACACCCUGGGCCUUACUUGAAGGCUCUUGAAGUGCUUAACGUGUCAAAGGACCACACGUUGGUUUUCGAGGACUCGGUCUCUGGGAUAAAAGCUGGAGUUGCAGCUGGAAUGCCUGUGGUUGGACUAACUACAUGUAAUCCAGCAAGCAUGCUGAUGCAAGCAAAACCGGCUUUUCUGAUUGAGAACUAUGCGGAUCCAAAACUGUGGGCUGUGUUGGACGAACUUGAUAACAAGGGGAGUUCUCAAAAGUCCUGA